AUGGACGACCUGCUCGACCUCGACUUUGCAUCGGCGGGCAAGUCGCAGCCCCAGCAGCCCGCGAACCAGAACCCGCAGGCGCGAUAUGGCGGCGGACGGAGCGCGUUUGACUACCUCGCCGCAUCUGGACAGUCGAGCGCGCCACCUGCACGAACUCCGACGCCUCAGCAAGCUCGGGCGCCUACACCGCAGGCGCAGGCGGGCGGAGGGGACGCGUUCGCAGGCCUCUUCGGCACGUCUUCCAACUCGACUGGUGCGGGAACGAACGGGUUGAGCAUGGCGGAGCGCCUGCACAAGGAGAGCGCGGCGAAGAUUGGAGGGUACGGCGGAGCGAACGGGCUUGCUGCUGGGAUCAACUCGUUCGGGAGGUCGAGUCCCGUCAGUGCAGGAGCAGGCGCCUCGAGGUCAGGGUCGCCUGCUCUCCAGCCAUCGAUGCGGGUGGCCUCGCCCUCCUCCUCUCUCAACCCCACUUCCCGAACAGCUUCGCCAGCCGCUCAACCAGCUGCGAAGUCGCCCGACCCGUGGGACUUUGACCUUCUGUCGACAGCAGUGCCGGCGAAACCCGUUUCCCCAGCUCCCACCGUUUCACCUGCUCCGACUGUUCAUGCUUCCGUUCCUUCCGCACCGGCAGACGACCCAUUCGACCUUAGGUUCGACUCGCUGCCGGCAGCUUCUAGCUCGAAAAAGACCCCUGGACCCGCUGCGAGCGCCGCAACAGACGAUUUUGACCUCCUCGACGCCUUCGCCGCACCACCCGCCUCUCUCCCUCUCCGUUCAUCCCCUUCGCCCGCUCCCUCCCCAGCACCUACACCCCAACCUACGUCUUCAUCACGACCUUCGUCCGAUUCGCCUCCUCCCCAUGUCCUCGGCCAGCUCGUCGAGAUGGGCUUCUCACCCUCGUCUGCCUCGGCCGCUCUUUCCGCAACGCGCGGUCCCGCAGGCGACUGGGACAUCGAUGCGGCCGUUGACGCGCUAGCGGAGGAGCAGAAAGCGAAGGAGGCGAGAAGAAGGAAGCAGAAGGAGCUGGAUGAGUGGGGGGAUGAGGAUAAUGUAAGGGUUGGACGGAGGAGGAGCUGGGAAUUUGAGGACGAGGAUGAGCGGGGAGAGGCGGAGGCUCGGCAGCGGCGAGCACAGCAGGCUGAGCAGGAGCAGCGGCCACGGCAGCGAGCGAAGAAGCCGGGUGAAGCGCAGGCGAACGGUCGCGAGGCAGGCUCGUCUCGCGCACAGCAAGACGCGGCUGCCGCUGCUCGUGAGCAGGCCAAGGUCCUCCAGGAACAGGCGACCGAGAUGCUUGCGCAGGCGCAGAAGAUUGGCUUCAGCAUGUUCAAGAGCGCCAAUGCGUAUUGGGGCGAGGGGAAGAAGGUGCUGCAGAAGAAGAUCGAGGAGCAGCGGAGCGCGAUGAAGGCUGCGCCGGGUGCGGAGCGAGCGGACGGACGGCCGAAGUGGUGGAGAGAGGGGAUGGACGAGGAAGGAGCGGAGGCCAGCGCGGAUGGGCCAGGAGCGGGACGUGCGCGGGAAAAGGCGGCGACGUUCAAGGACAGCGACGACGACGAGGAGCGACCAGAGUCGGUGCUCUCUCAAGGACCACGACAGGCCCAGCAACAGGCACCGCCUCGACGACCUGAACCAGCCGCGCCCGCGUCAAGCGAGUACCGCUCGCCCUUCCGACGGGCAAAGCCUGCCGCCACUCCGCCACCUCCAGGCGAAGCCGACCUCCUCUUCGGCCAUGCACCCGCAACUUCUUCACCUGCUCCCGCCGUCGCCCGCUCGACACCUUCUCCCCGUCCUCGCUCGACGCCUUCGCCUGCUCCGCGCCGACGUGCCGUCACCCGCCCUCACGUCGCCAUUUCGCCCUCCGCUCUCACUUCCGCCUCGAAGCACAAGACCACUGGAAACGACCACUUCAAGCUCGGCCGGUUCGGCGACGCGACAGCCGCGUACUCGCUCGCGCUCGACUCGCUGCCCGAAGGCUGGCUCGGUCGCGUUCCUCUCCUCAACAACCGCGCACAAGCGCGUCUACGCAGUGGCGAGGAGAAGGCUGCGGCUGCCGAUUGCACCGAAGCGUUCGGGAUCCUCGUCGCAGUCACGAGCGGCGAAAUCGACCUCUCCUCCCUCGACUCCGAAGCCGCUUCUCUUCCAGCCGAAGUCACGCAGCUGUACGCUGGCGGAGCAGCAGUCGACCUGAAAGACCAGCUCGGCAAGGCGCUCGGGCGACGAGCGAAGGCACUCGAGGCGGACGAGAAGUGGAAGAAGGCGCGCGAGGACUGGGAGACGAUCCUCAAGCUCGGCGACGAGUCCGUCACUCGGGGCGCAGGAGGCGUCAAGAUGGUCAGCGACGGCGUUGCGCGGUGCAGGAAGAUGAUCGAGGGUCCCUCUGCUCCUUCGAGUGCGCCGCCUACUUCCCGCUCUUCCCCUGCUCCCGCCGCGGCCCGACCAAAACCUCGGUCGCCCGCUCCGCCUGUCGAAGGCUCCGGCGAAGCUGUCAAGGCGCUGCAGGCUCAGCAAGCUGCCGCCGCUGCCGAGGACGACAUGCGCCUCGAGCUGAAGGACCAGGUCGACGCGAGGAUCGCGGCGUGGAAGGGCGGCAAAGAGACGAACCUGCGAGCGCUCAUCGCGAGUCUCGAUUCGGUGCUUUGGCCAGAGCUAGGGUGGAAGACGGUCGGGAUGCACGAACUUAUCAGCGACAACCAGCUCAAGGUGCGAUACGUUCGGGCCAUCUCGAAGGUCCACCCGGACAAGCUCAACGCCAGCAACACGACUCUCGAGCAGCGCAUGAUCGCUGCGCUUGUCUUUGCCUCCCUCAAUGACGCCUGGAACGGCAUGAAGUAG
Messenger RNA from Rhodotorula toruloides NP11, 2829 nucleotides. RefSeq lists its product as uncharacterized. The record is from RefSeq and is a predicted model, not a curated record. Gene Ontology annotation, molecular function: clathrin binding. The transcript is spliced from 3 exons. The coding region runs from base 1 to 2829 and encodes 942 amino acids. Lineage: Eukaryota; Fungi; Basidiomycota; Microbotryomycetes; Sporidiobolales; Sporidiobolaceae. Gene Ontology annotation, cellular component: cytoplasm; vesicle; intracellular membrane-bounded organelle. Gene Ontology annotation, biological process: clathrin-dependent endocytosis; clathrin coat disassembly.